Molecule: messenger RNA, 2642 nt
Organism: Acanthopagrus latus (yellowfin seabream)
Lineage: Eukaryota; Metazoa; Chordata; Actinopteri; Spariformes; Sparidae
Product: natterin-3-like
Exons: 3
Coding region: 274-1527 (417 amino acids)
Source: RefSeq, a predicted model, not a curated record
AGAAAGAAGAUGUUUACCAUCUACAAAACAUUUUAGAAUACAGGUUGAGUUUUAAUUUGUCAGUGUUUUCCCUUUAAUCCACUUUUCUGUAGUGAAAGGCCACCACAGAUCUGUUUUAUUUUAUACAACUUGUUGACAUGAUAAAAGACCUCUCAGUGAUUGUUUCUCUAACCUCAUUGGACCAAUCAGUGUUUAAUGGUAGAGGAGCUGAGUCAAAAUGAAACUGAUGCUCCCUUAUAAAUUUGGAGUCAACAGAAGGUGAACAACAUUCAGAUGACAGUGAUGAUGAAGCUGUCAAUGAUGCUACUGCUUUCCCUGCUGGCUCUGUCCUCAGCCAGUUCUCUUGAUACUAUGAACAGCACAGAAGACAUAAAUGUCUCAUACCUGGACCCAGAUCUGGAAGACAGGAUUCCUGAAAUCAAUGGUAGUGAUCCGAUGCAAACAGAUGAAGGCUUCCUCCUUCCUCCUGUGGAGCUUGCGAGCAGACGCAGUCAGCCUUUACCCUUCGACUUUGGAAGUGCCAACCUGAAAUGGCAAACCUGGCAAGGCUCUCUUCCCGAUGGAGCUGUUGCCAUAUACAAUCGUCAUACUCGUCGUUACGACUACAUCUGCAAAUACAGAUGUGAGGCCGGUUUCUUCAACCCCAGAAUGGGUCCGUACUGCCACUACCCCUUCGCAGGUCGAGCCUACCGUUGUUCCCCUUUUGAGAUCCUAGUUAAUAAGGAUAACUUUGAGUUUCUUGAGUGGAAGCCUGGUUCCUUUGGUUCAGUGCCUCAGUAUGCAGUUAGGACCUGCAAAGGGGGUGACAUAUAUGUUGGGAUGAACAGGUAUGGGCUUGGGAAGGUGCAUCCCAAGCACAGGGCAUUUUUCCUUCCUUGGAAAAACAAAGAGUACUACUACCGGAAGGGGUACCAGGUCCUGACAGUCAAUAAGGAUGUGAUCAGUGAGCACAUCUCUGAUGUCAAGUAUAAGAUUGAAAGUGGUGUAAUCUUCCAGUAUCCUCCAGAGACCAUGCGCUUCUCUACCAUCACCAACUAUGCGUGCAGUGAAGUUGGGAAAGGAGUCACGCUUUCAAAGACAAGCACAGUGGAACACAGGUGGGACACUGGUUUUUCCAACACUUUUGGUGUCCACAUUUCAGUCAGCGCAGGACUUCCUUUUCUCUUUGAAAAAAAAGUUGAUGUAAGUUUUCAGACAACAGUGGAGUACUUAAAGGGGGAAUCCAUGAUAGAGGAAAAUUUGCACUCUGUUACCGUAGACCUCAAAGUCCCACCCAACCACUCCUGCACAACCCGUAUGGUGGGAUAUAAUUACAAGCUAGACAUCCCAUACACAGCCCGACUGACACGCACCUACCAAAAUGGGAGAACCAGUUGGACUGUCAUUACAGGGAACUACUACGGUGUUCAGGUUGGAGAGGUCAGAGCGAUAGUUGACCGCUGUAAACCUCUGCCAAACGUUAACCAGUGUCCUGGUAGCUUAGUGCAGUGGUCACAGGAGCACCAUGAAGAAUCCAAAGAUUCUUAAGACCUGAGAUGAUUGACAGGAGAGGAACCAGAAAACAUAAUCUAUUGUUAUUUUACUUCUAAUAUUUUCCAGUUUUCUCAUUUAUUAAUUGAUGAUUUUUACAUUUUUAAGCCUCUAAAAAUAGAAUAAGGAAAAAAGAUUUUUGGUUGAGCUGAAUCAUACAUGGGCUUCGGUGAGUUAAGUUAAACAAUUCAACAGCAAUGUGUCUAUCCCUGCUAGUAUGAGAAGUUUUAGUCAGAGAUUAUUUCUGCAGAAGAAAUAGUCCCUAGAAUAGCUUUAAAGAGAGGAAUUUCUUGAUAAAGCACAAUGAAUAUAGACCUGUAAUGUCUGACAUAUCCAGCAGGUGGCACUGAAAGAUCAUCACAUGUAUUCAGUUUCUUUUGCUUAUAUUCUUACAUGCUUAUAUUCUAUCAUUUUCCUGUGUUAUGGACAGAUCAGAGAUUCCCCAAUAGCCUGAUAUUAACAGGGAUUUCUCAAGAUCCAGGUCACAGGUAAUCAGAGGCUACUGGGUGCACCUGUCAUGCUCUCCCUCAGCUGGCUGCAAUCAGUCAGCUGAGGGAGAGUAUAUAAGGGGGCUGCAGUUCCCCUGCUCAGUUGGUUGUGUGUUUUGGGGCAUCAACACCAUCCGUUGGCCCUCUGUUUGUUUCUUUUGGGUGAAAAUCUGGGUUGUGAGCACUUGAGAUUUAUUUCUUUUGGACAGUUUUAUAUAAUUGUGUUGUGAAGCAGUAUAUUCUCAUGGGAGAAUUUGGAGUGUAAAUUAAAGAGUUUGUCCAGGAGCUCCUCUAAUUGAAUAGUCUCAUGAGAUACCUGUUGUUAUGAAUGUGCACUAUGUAAACAGAACUGACUUGUUUUAACUUGACUUUGAAAUGUGCUUUAUAAAUAAAGCUACUUUGCCUUGCCUUAUAACAAAAUCUAAGUCUUUACUCAUUCACUCAGCUUUUCACUUUUAUUUUAAGUUUUGAAGUUGCUGUUAAACUGACAACAGCACUUUUGAGAGCCUCCUUUUUUUUUAAGCAACAUUAUGUAGAAAUUGGCAUUUUGUUCAAAUGACUCUGAGACAGACACCAUUCAUCCUAUUGCAAGACACUGAAUCCUUAAAAUGAUGAGGGUGUUAU